Messenger RNA from Xenopus tropicalis (tropical clawed frog), 835 nucleotides. It is a transcript of the gene rpl27a, whose product is annotated as ribosomal protein L27a. The transcript is spliced from 5 exons. Gene Ontology annotation, cellular component: large ribosomal subunit; cytoplasm; ribosome. Lineage: Eukaryota; Metazoa; Chordata; Amphibia; Anura; Pipidae. Gene Ontology annotation, molecular function: structural constituent of ribosome. The coding region runs from base 344 to 790 and encodes 148 amino acids. The record is from RefSeq and is marked provisional. Gene Ontology annotation, biological process: translation.
CAACCCCUCUAAUGAAGCACACCAUUACUUCUCCUUUGAAAAACAAAAUGACCAGGUACAGAAUUGAAACGAUCGGUAAACCAGGUUUAUUAUCACUAUUUAAUAUAACUAUUUUCAACAGUAUGCGCUGACAAAAAUACAAAUCGAAUAAAUGGCCCAAGGCGAAAUCAAUCGCCUAUCAAGGAAUUCGCUCAACAAAUCCAUGUAAGAGCCGGAAGGGAAAAUACGACGUCACAAUCUUGUCGCGAUGAGCCUGGCCUGGUACCGGAAAUGAGCUCUCCCUUCCCACUGCUAACCUCGCGAGAUUGCUCGGGAUCUCUCUCUUUUCUCUGCCACCGCCGACAUGCCUUCCAAACUAAGAAAGACCAGGAAGCUACGUGGGCACGUGAGUCACGGCCAUGGCCGAAUCGGCAAACACAGGAAGCACCCUGGUGGUCGUGGUAAUGCCGGUGGUAUGCAUCACCACAGAAUCAACUUUGAUAAAUACCACCCUGGUUAUUUUGGGAAAGUUGGUAUGAGACAUUACCAUCUGAAAAAAAAUCAAUCUUUCUGUCCAACUAUCAACUUGGAUAAACUGUGGACUCUUGUUAGUGAACAGACAAGGCUGAACCAUGCAAAGAACCCUGAAGGCCCAGCACCAAUCAUCAAUGCUGUUCAUGCUGGUUAUUACAAGGUGUUGGGAAAAGGCAAGCUCCCUAAGCAGCCAGUGAUUGUGAAAGCAAAAUUCUUCAGCAGAAAAGCAGAGGAGAAAAUAAAGAGUGUUGGCGGUGCUUGUGUGCUAGUUGCAUAAACCUUUGUUCCAACAAAAAAAUAAACAUUUUGUUCUUUACAACAA